ACAGAGAGCUGUUCACUCUUGGGGUCCUUGGAGUGGGGUUCAGAGCAGGCAGCAUCCAGUCUGGCAAGAAGCGUUGUGUGUUCUCUGAGACGUGCCUGGAGUGGCCAAACCAUGCUGAGUGUGGAGGAGAGAAACCCAACGCUACUCCCAAGAUGAAGGCGGAGAGGCAGGUUUCCUCCAAAGAGUCUGGGUUUUUUUUACUUUUCCAAAAACUGUGCAUCCUCACCUUUUUCCUGGCAGUUGUCAGUGGAGUGAAUAUCACCUGCCCAUCCUCUAUCAUAAGAGGCACCCUAGGCAGCUCGGCCCUGCUUUCUGUCAGCUAUACCAGCUCCAGCUCAGACAGGCCCGUCAUCAAGUGGCAGCUGAAGAGGGACAAACCCGUUACUGUGGUGCAGUCUAUUGGCACUGACAUUAUUGGGAACUUGCGGAGUGAGUACCGAGGCCGCAUCAUGCUUUUCGAAAACGGCUCACUGCUGCUCAACUACCUGCAGCUGUCAGAUGAGGGCACCUACGAAGUGGAGAUCUCAAUCACUGAUGACACCUUUACCGGGGAGAAACACAUGAACCUCACUGUAGAUGUUCCUGUGUCCAGGCCAUUGGUGCACUUGGUGGCUUCCUCUGUGCUGGAGCUUACUGAUCACUUCACACUGAACUGCACUCAUGAAAGGGGCACAAAGCCUAUUUAUGGCUGGCUGAAGGGUGGGAAGCCUCUGAUCAAUGACUCACGUCUGCUUCUGUCACAAGACCAGAAAAUUCUGACUAUCUCCAGGGUGCUGAUGUCAGACGAUGAUGUCUACAUCUGCACUGUGGAGAACCCCAUCAGCAGCAUGAAGAGCAUGCCUGUCAGACUCACAGUCUACCGACGAAGUUCUCUCUAUAUCAUCCUUUCCACUGGUGGCAUUUUUUUGCUCAUAACCCUGGUGACGGUGUGUGCCUGCUGGAAGCCAUCCAAAAAAAAAAGGCAACAGCCUCUCAUGCAGAACAGGCUAAUUGCAGAGCAGAGCAAUGGCAAUCAUGAAGUUGCAGUUGAUAUUGUUCCAGGAAGAGGCUACCAUAAUCGUAAAGGCCCAGGUGGUUUAUAUGUCUUGAAGGAAACAGAUUUUGCUGAAGAACAAGAUGAAGAGCCGUGUAGCUAUAUCCAUCCUUUGGAUCCACACAGUCCACCUUGCUAUCCCAGCACUUUCUCCUCUCCAGAUGCAUAUAUAUACUCAGGAAGAAGAUACCCUCGCACCCCUGUUCCCUCUCCUCCUGCAACCCCGACCACCACCAUGGCCCCGGUGUCAUCACCACAUAUGCGAAGUUUAACACGAAAGCCUCACCCUUCGGCUGCCAGCCCCACCCCGUCACACACGGAGGAACAGUCAACUGUACAUGAAACUAGCCUUCACAGCCGCAUUUAACUGAGUCAAAGCACACAAUUAGAGACAGAAAGAAAGGGUUUUGGGAUGUUAAUGUGUAGAACGUGCAUGUUAGUGGUCUGGGAAAACCGUUCACACUUUGAAAUUUAAUAUAUUUAAUAUCUGAAAACUAUAGACGUUUCUGAACUGAAAUGCAGUUCUUUUUUUUUUCAUGUAUGACCACCAAAAGAUUUAACAUUGUAAAUCUGGCUAGCCUUAAAAGAGAAAACUGAGAAAAUCAUAUUUUAAUUAUUCCAUUCAGACUCAAAUGCAGACAUUCUGACAGUCAGUAUAAAUAUAAUGUCAUCCCUUUAAAAUCUUCAAAACAGCUGCUUUUGCAUAGAGGGGAAUGGAAAGUAUAGCAUCUUUAAUAAAAGAGAAAAAAAAAAGAAAGAAAGCUACUGUUCAAAAAUCUCUUGGACACUUCUAAUCUGGAUGAAUACAAUUUGGCCAGCUAUCUUACUCAAAUUGUGCUGUUUGAGCGUUCUGGUUCAGAUUUAGUUUUAAAUUUGCUGCUCCGUUCGUCUCCACUCUGAUAUUCAGGAUUUGUGAUCAUUCAUCCACAAGAGUAUUAGUAAGAUCAGGUACACGUCAUAUGAACAGGCCUGGGGUGUUUAGUCGGGUUGUAUUCAUUUUGUUUUAUUGACUCCACAUACCAUGAAUGCAUAGAGUUCGAUUUGUGCACAAGGUCAUUGUCAUGCUGGAACAGGUUUUGAUUUCCUAUGUAAAGUGAAGGAAAAUUUGAAUGCUACAACAUACAGUCGUUUUGUGCAACUGUGUGCUUUUAACUUUGUGGCAACCCCACGCAAGGAUAGAAUGGUCAGGUGCCCACAUACUGUUGGCAAUAAGUGUAUGAGCAGAUGAUUUUUAUAAAGUGAAUACCACACCAAGUAAAGGUAGCUGUGCACAAAGUCUAAAAAGGUGUUUGAAAUGUAUUUUACCUUAAUAAGGAUAUCAUACUUAAAUAGUAUGACUAGGCAGAAUAACUGUUUAUUACAGCUGUGUUUGUAAAAAUUAGCUAUUUACCCAAUGUGAUGAAAGAAGCUAACGCCACAAACUCAGUCACAUGUUUCUUCAGGCUGCCACACAUACUGUUUAUUGUUGGUUUAAAAAUGUAAUUAAGUUAAAUGUCUCACUGAAGUUAAACAUAUCACAUUACAUUUGGUGAGUAAAAUAAAAAAUAAUGGAAGUACCACAUAAAACUGGGAAAGUUACGAAGUGGCUUUAUGUCACUUUAAAAUCUACAUACCUGAGCUUCUUGUUCAUUUAUUGCUAUGAAGCACAUUCACUUUUCAUUUCUUAAAGCAAUAUCAGGCACCUAACAUAGCAAUAAACAGUGAAUAGUAAAAUGGACAGUCUUUAAAUAAAACAUGAAAUGUUUAUGA
Silurus meridionalis is the source of this 2782-nucleotide messenger RNA. It is a transcript of the gene hepacama, whose product is annotated as hepatic and glial cell adhesion molecule a. The record is from RefSeq and is a predicted model, not a curated record. The coding region runs from base 153 to 1400 and encodes 415 amino acids. The transcript has 7 exons. NCBI's taxonomy places the organism in Eukaryota, Metazoa, Chordata, Actinopteri, Siluriformes, Siluridae.